Molecule: messenger RNA, 1547 nt
Organism: Pipistrellus kuhlii (Kuhl's pipistrelle)
Lineage: Eukaryota; Metazoa; Chordata; Mammalia; Chiroptera; Vespertilionidae
Gene: PRRG4
Product: proline rich and Gla domain 4
Exons: 6
Coding region: 274-957 (227 amino acids)
Cellular component (GO): extracellular region
Molecular function (GO): calcium ion binding
Source: RefSeq, a predicted model, not a curated record
UCCCGCAGACGGCGCCGCGCCUCCCGGGACCCAGCAGGAAGUUGUCGCGCUCGUCCCCCUGCCGAUCUGGGCGCUUCUUCGCGGACCCCAGGCGCUUCCUCGGCCCCGGCGCUGGGGCCUCCCCGUCCGGCGGAGGGCGCGGCCGAGAUUCGGGGGGCGCGCGCAGAGACGGGGGGUCUGGCGGCCGCAGACACUGCCCUAUGGCGGGGCUCCGGCCCGGGAGCGGCGGGGACAUGCGCCCGGAGCCGCAGUGUGUUGGGCCGUUGCUGGACUAUGUUUACGCUUCUGAUCCUACUGAGCCAGCUGCCCGUGGCUGCCAUCGCGAUUCCUCUUUGCACCAGAGGUCCAGAGGAGCCUGGGCACGCGGGGGAGGAAGUAUUUACAUCCAAAGAAGAAGCCAGCUCUUUCAUACACAGACACCUGCUCUAUAACAGGUUUGAUUUGGAGCUCUUCACGCCAGGUGACCUAGAAAGAGAGUGCGUCGAAGAACUCUGCAAUUAUGAAGAAGCCAGAGAGAUUUUUGUGGAUGAAGAUAAAACGCUGGCAUUUUGGCAGGACUAUUCCAUUAAAGGACCAACCGCAAAAUCAGGUGGUAACAGAGAGAAAAUAGAUGUUUUGGGCCUUCUGACUGGACUAAUUGCUGCUGGAGUAUUUUUGGUUAUUUUUGGAUUACUUGGUUACUAUCUUUGUAUCACUAAGUGUAACCAGCAAGGACAUCCAGGUUCUUCAGCCACCUACGUAAGAAGAGGAAGGCACACUCCCUCCAUCAUUUUCAGAAGACCUGAGGAGGCUGUCUUGUCUCCAUCACCACCCGCAGUGGAGGACACAGGGUUACCUUCUUAUGAACAGGCCGUGGCACUGACCGGAAAACACAGCAUUUCGCCACCACCGCCAUAUCCUGGGCCAGCAAAAGGGUUUAGGGUGUUUAAAAAGUCUCUGUCACUCCCAUCUCACUAAGCUCACUUUGCCAUCUUGGUGGUAUAGGAGAUUCAUGUUACUUAAAUGGUUCAUUUUUCCUGAACCAUAAAGACACGUCAGUUCAGCCCUUUAUGACAAACUGCAAGAAGAAAAGGAGGAAUAAGCAUGAGUACUAUACCACAGAAGUUCUGUUGGCAUCUUGAACCUGAACCUGAUCAUUAUCAACCUGAUAAGAAGCUUGGACUCCAUAUCUUUGCAGUUAAGAAGAGAGCACUUUUUUCUUAUUUAUUUUAAUGGUUCCAAAAAAAAAUUUGUAGUAUGGAUAUCAUAAGUAGAACUGAUGAAAUAUCUGUAUCCUUUGUGUAGAUAAAGGUUGCAGAUUUUUUGUGUUGAAUAUUUUUAAAGAAUUCAUUAUCAUUAGAUUAUCUUGUCAUAAUAUUGGGCUUUCUUAUUGAUUGUAAAACUUCAAAGAAUUUGAUAUUUCAUUAUAAAUUGAUGGCCUUAGCAUAAUCACUUGAUUUUACAUUUUAAAUUAUAAAAUGGCAUUCACUAUAUUUUGCCGGUUUUAGUUGUUAAUUCUUGCUAUCAGUCAUGUUUCAUUAUGAGUGGGAUCAGUAAUUUUCUCUAAA